GCAACUAACUUCAGUCUAUCCGACGCUGUCAUUUACACACGUCAAAAAUGGAGGAGGAACGUCUUUUCGAUGAAAGAGUUUCUAUUAGAGAUUCGGCUCGCCCUCUUAAAAAAUAUGGAAGUACUUGCAAUCACAUGAAAAGGAACGAAGAAUACAUCAAGCAUGUGAUGGCGAAAGGCGAUACUUUGCAAGGGCUUGCCCUCAAAUAUGGUGUUACCAUGGAGAAAAUUAGGCGGGCGAAUCGUCUAUUCGCUACGGACAGUUUGUUUUUGCGGGAGUAUUUAUUGAUUCCCGUCACCAAAGAUUCUCCUUUCUAUGAGAACGGUGAGCGGGUGACGGAGCUGCCCCCGCCGAAUCACCGGGCGUCGAUUGCUGGCAUGCCCACCGGGGACUUCUCCCCUGGCAGCCCAGACGAGAAGAAGAGCUUUGACGAGUUCCUCAACAGACUGGACUCCUCCCUCGCGGAUAUCAAGAAACAUGUAGAGAAGACUAAGGAAACUAGCGAAUUCGUAAAAGACCUGGAAGACGGCUUCGUCCGCCACCGGCCGACGGCUCGGCUCCGGCAGUCGGCGUCCAUGGGGGCGUCGACUUCGUACAACGAAGUGAUACCGCCCCCGCUUCCGCCCCCACCGGUGGGGCUGACCCAGGGCCGGCGCGUCGACACCUCGCUGCGCCGUCUGGAGCGGGCGCAUGAUGACCUGUUCCAGUUGUAGCGGCCGAGGCAGCGCAGGUAUGCGCGGUUACAAUGAACGCGACGCGCCUGCGCUGUGCUGACGUCACAGCGGUCGUCGUCGGUCACGCAUCGGUCGCGUCGCGCGAUCGUGUCGCUGAUCAGUCGAACACUCAAGUACAGUCGGUGAGUCAGUCGUGAGGGCACUAAGUGAUAUUAGAUUACUAUUCUUUAUGAAAGUGUGAGAAAUCUAUAGGAAAUAGUCAGGACUGGCUGUUUCUGGUUUUGUUAUAAAUAUGUGAAUAUUUGGUCGAGAAAUAGUUUAUUGGUUGAAAGCAAUCCUGGCUAUAUUCCUAUAGUAUUCAUCCAACAUUAUUGCAUCUAUAAUUUUAUAUUAAUUAUGGAGAACAAAAACUGAAUCUACUGAAUUAAUUGUUUGUAAUUAAUUUGGGUUUGUUCAACCAAUCUAUUAGUAAAUGAAAAUACCAAUAUAUUGUACCGGUGAACUGUUUGUAACCUAAAUAAAUAAGAUUGCUCUAGAAAUCGCCGGUGAUAAGAUAAUGCUUUGUUUUGAUUUGUUUCUCUAAUGUAGGCCGUUGCGGCAACCAAAUUAAUAUUAUUCAAGAAUAAUAUUCGGCAUGUUAACAUGGAAUAUAUACAUAAAUAAUAUCGAACACAUGUUAAUUUAUAAUGUGGGAAACUAAACUCUAAAAUUAGAGGAGACACUUAUUUUCAUUAAUAUUUUUUCCUUCUGAAUUUUUAAUUUCGUUUGAAGAAUAGAUCUUGAAUUUGUAAGUUUGUCAUUUAAACUUUGCUACACAAUAUUAAUAUCCCUUGCAUUAUAGAAAUUGCGUAAAAAGUUGAGUAAUUAUUAAAAUUUUCUAAACGAGGUUUGAAGAUAUUAUAGAAAUCCCGUGUAUAUCCCAAAAUAUAAUAUAAUCAACUGCGUUAGUUUGACAUGACAAUACAUAUACAGCGGGUUACUGAUUUCGCAGAUAGUAAAUGUAAUUCACAAACGUAAUGGAUACAACAGAGUAACGUAUAUGCGUCAUAGUAAUAAAAAUGACUGCAUUAUGUGUGUCUUGUUAUCUGGCUUUUCUCCUUCACUGAUUGUUCUCAUAUCGUGUAUCAAAGUUAUCAUCUGAUGCACUGCGUCUUUCAACUAUCUUUCUUUUCAUAAAAAAUGUAUCUGAAAAUAUUAAGCUGUGUCCAGACUUUACGAGGCGUAUACCACGAACGAUGCCCCGAUACAAGCUUAUGUUGGUAUAAUUUUUCACCACAAAGCACGUUGUGUUCGUUGCCGUUCGUAGCAUUUGCGUCGCAAUGUAUGGAUCCACCUUUAUCGAAUUGCUCGCACUGUUAUAUAGUAAAUAAUAUUUUGUGUAAGAAAUCUCAGCCUCACGCGACUCAUCGUCUAAACGUGAUAUAAAUUAUGAUACAUAAUAAUGUAAUGUUAUUGUAAUAAUAUAUCGAUAGUAUAUUACACUGCAGGAGUUUGAAAAUGUUUGAACAAGUUAUAUUCUGUGUGUAAUACAAAUGUAUUUGAGAAUAACGUUUAUUACCAGGAUUCCGACUAAAUGCUAUUUUUUUAAAUCCAAUGCUGAUUUAUUCCCUCUUAUAAUAUUUUGUCACCAUUUAUAAUUUUACAAGAUUGAUAUAAUAUUUUGGUAAUAAAAUUAUUAUUUAUGUUAAUUUAUUCUCAAAGUCGUCUGGCCAAACAUUUUCAAAUUCCGUGUGAAACGUCCCUAUAUCCGUUUUAAUUAUUGUAUAAAUUAUGAAUAAAUAACUCGUGAGGCACUAAAUAAUUAUGUACGUGUUGUUGAGCUUAAAGUUUAUAUAAUAUCAAAUAAUAACAUAAAUAACCGUAAGUAGUCUAUAAUUAAGUUAUACUUUUGAUAGUUUAAGAUCUAAAUCGUUCAUGUUUUAAAGCUUAUCUUGAUGUGGAAAAGCUCAUGAUGUAUGUGAAAAAUCCGAGUAAUAAAUAGCGAAAAUUCAAUAAUAUUUAUAGAUAGCAUAAUAUACUAAAUAAAAAGUCCUGUUGAAAUAAAUUAAAGCCAAUAAAAAUGCUAUACGUACACGAAUAUCUUAUACAUUUUAUACAUAUUUGAUGUCUAUAUCUGUUAGUCGUGACUACAUGUUAAUAUAGUAACCAUCGUUUUAUAUCUCCCUUGCCAUUGACAACCACUCAACUAUGUAAAUAUGUAUAUCUAGUACAUACUUCCAGUCCUAUACCUCAUCUAUCAAAAAAUAUAAUAUGUAUUUUAAACGGUUUAGACAUAAUACAUUGUCCUAUGAAUAAAUCUUUGGCUGUAUUUACAUAAUAUAUGCUACAAAAUUAAGUAAACCGCUUAAUAUAGAAAAAAAAACCAUAAAUAUCAUGUAAAUUCACGUUUUGGACUGUUAUCAAACAUAAUGUAUUACUGAAUGCCAAAUAGAAUUGUUCAAUAGUAGUUAUUGUUACAGGCAGCUUAUCCUUGAUGCCAGAUUAGUGGUUAUUAACGGCUGUUUCCAAUAUUCUAUCUGAAAUAUGACAUUACCUGUAUUGCUAAUGUCACAAUUGGAUCUAAUUAUGUAAUAGAAUAUUUAGAUCGGCUUUAAAUAUUCAAAAUUCACUUAUACAAUAAUUCCGUUUUUUUAAUUGCAGCUAGAUCACAAUUUGGCAUCAAGAAUUAGAAGUCUAAUAAAAACUCAUCGUGUAGACUUCUACCAAAUAACGAAUAUCAUAAAUUAAUUGUUAAUAAUCGCGAGUAAAGUUUACGAUAUCAGUGCCUUGUGAUAGCUCGUAUUACUUCCAGUAGACUAGCGGUAGCAGCUAUCUAAUGUUAAAUUUUUCAAUAUCGAAUCGACUUCUCUGCAUAAGUUCGCUUUCCCACUAGCGGAUUUUUCGCUCGGUUUUUCUCGGUGGAGCGUAUAUACCAGCGACAACUGCCUGUACAAACGUUGACACUUGAAACCGCAUGACAGAUAUUUCUUGCGCUUAGAAAAUCUAGCGUUUGCGUCCGAUAAAAUCCGCUGGUGUUAAAGCGCUGUAAGCUAUCUUUGUUUAAGAUGAUAAGAGUCAUAAGUAGUUGAUCUGUUUGUAUUCAACGUCAAAAUUCGCCUCCGUUUCGACUGUAAAUUUUCUCAGGUUGGGUACUACAUAAAGUUGCUCAUUGCUGCAUAUAGCUAUUUUAUUAAUUUUACUAAAAAUGUGUAACAGGACGCAAUAACGGCAGCUAAUAUAAUAUUUGUUUCCGAUGCAUAAUUGGACAGCAAUUUCUGAUUCAUUAUCUUUCAUUACAAAACUGGUGCUAAUAUAAUUUGGUCAUAAGGAUAUAACUCAGUUAAGGAUACCUACAUUACUACAUUUUAAACAAUAUAUCAUUUAUUUUCUGACUCUUUGCAUUCUGUGAUUUAUAACGGUAAUUGAUUGGCUCAUAAUGCUUUUUUCGCAAUAAUAUACGAAAUAAAUUAUACCUAUUCAUCAAAAAAAUAUGCUGUGUGGUGUUACAAUUGAGGUCAAACGCAGCUAACCCACAUAACAUUAAAGUAUGUAAUAUAAAUAAUACUUACUACAUGUAUGCAUCUGGCCUUAUUAAUAUUAUUUUAUAUAUUUUGUUCAGAUCUUAAUAAUCUUUUUUACACUGUAAAUGUAAAAAGUGUCUAGUCUUGUAUGUGGCUUAGAUAUUAAAAACGUUAUUCAUGUUAUGUAUGUAAAAUAAAGAUACCCGUUAAUUCGUGCAUGUGAUUUUUCACUAAAAAUCCAUUUGAAAAUAUAUUUGAAUGUGUAAUGUAAGUCACUGUACAUUUCUGUAUAAAUUCGUUGUAUAGUGUGUCAAAAUUGUAUAAUAAUGAACAAUUGUUAACGCUAUUGGUUGCCUAUUAGUAUAUGCUUUUUUUAUUAUCAACCUCUUUUAUUUAUUUACGCUAGUUGAGCUUUAAUAAAACAUAUUUUAUUACUCGUUUUA
Helicoverpa armigera (cotton bollworm) is the source of this 4617-nucleotide messenger RNA. It is a transcript of the gene red, whose product is annotated as red Malpighian tubules. The record is from RefSeq and is a predicted model, not a curated record. The transcript is spliced from 4 exons. NCBI's taxonomy places the organism in Eukaryota, Metazoa, Arthropoda, Insecta, Lepidoptera, Noctuidae. Bases 48 to 713 code for a protein of 221 amino acids.